UGAACUUUGACCCUUUGUAUCUCGUAUUGAUUAGAUGAUUCGACCGGUUGCCACACUCCGAAUAAAAUCUAAGCGGAGGGAAAUCAGUGUGUGGAAUUAGGGCCGUUCGGAAGUGUGAUAACUAUACGGAACGAACUAGAUCCAUUGUUCGUAGGCAAUCGUGCCGGUAUAUAAGGUAGUAACAAUUUGGGAAAAUCCAGUCCGGCAAAAUGGAAUCAAAGUUCAUAAUCCUCGUGGUGAUCGCUGUCUUGUUGCGAAACUCGUUCGCAGGCGUCGUAGGCACUACAGACCGAUCGGUGGGCACCGAUGACAAAUCUUCGGCGAACCAGAAUUCAAGAACUCGAACCAACCUCCGGGAAUGCCGCGAAGCAUUCCGGGCGACUGGUGAGGCGGUUUUCGACUAUAUCGCCGGACUCCUUCCAAACUCGAGCUAUACUCCGACACGAGAUCCGGAAAUCAAAAAAUCCAUAAAGCAGAACAUCUUGAAAGGUAUCGCUGCAUAUUCCAAUGAAUUAUUAGCCAUUUCACCCGAGUCGAGCAAGGACGUGUCAUCCUCCCAGCCGGACCUGAUUGAACUGGUCAAUUUAUGGCUAAGUGCCUUGGACGCCGGAACUUCUAACGCCCUGAAAGCAAACGAUCCGGAUUUUCCGGCCCAUAUCGCGGACAUGAAAGACGAUAUGUCUGCCGAGAUCAACACUUGGUUCAGCAGUGCGAACAGCAUGAUUGCGAUUGCUGCGAGAGCCCGCGCCGGUGGAUCCAUUACCUCCGUUAUUCGUCAAAUCGAACGAGUGCGGAACCACUCGCUGAAGGCCGCGAAUAAUACCGUAACUUUCAGCAAUGAAAUCGCUGCAGCCAUAGAAAUACUCCAUGAGCAAGUAUCCGACUCACCUGAUGACCAGGACAAGUUUUAUCUUGAUCGUUACAACGCCAUCAGAAGGAAAGAGGUGACCGCAACUGACGCUUAUGUUGCAACGGCUACUAAUCUCUUCGAUCUUCUGAAAGUACUCGAGGACAUUCCCCUGGUUCAAAGACUGCAGAUCGUGGACACUCUGAUCAGCCCCUAGAGAUUCACUCGCCGACGUUGGGACUACGGAAAUGAGGACGAUUAAAUUGUCAAAAAUUUUCUUAUAAUUUGGUUCUUUUUAUUCGACAUGUUUUCACGUUCUGACUUAAUAAAUAACAUGGAUACACGUGUAUCUGCAUCCAUCUUUGCUUGA
This is a messenger RNA of Athalia rosae (coleseed sawfly), 1217 nucleotides long. RefSeq lists its product as uncharacterized. The transcript has 2 exons. The coding region runs from base 210 to 1064 and encodes 284 amino acids. Lineage: Eukaryota; Metazoa; Arthropoda; Insecta; Hymenoptera; Athaliidae. The record is from RefSeq and is a predicted model, not a curated record.